AAUGUGCACUGAAUCAGAAAAACCGAGGACUGGAGCUUAAGUGUGUGGAUUUUCACACUGUAAUAAGGUUCUAAAUAUUUCAUAUAAAAGUAAAAUGGCUGUAAUUCGUUAGUCUUAAGUUCUUUUUAGUCUUAAGUGCUGUUUGAAGAAAUUGUUCUGAUGUGUUUGUGAGUCUGUGCACAGCUCUGAGAUUUGUAAACAUCAUGUUGUUUACAUUCAUACUUUUAUGGAGUCACAAUAUGUUGUGUGUAACAGCUGAUGAGAGUAUGGUGAUGGUUCCUGGUGGGAACCUGAAAAUAGGAACAAAUGCUGCUGAUGGCCGAGAUGGAGAAUCCCCUGAAAGAGCUGUGAAAGUCGAGAGCUUUAAGAUGGACAAAUAUCCUGUAACUAACUCUGAUUUCAGGGAAUUUGUUAAAUUGCAAAAAUAUCAAACAGAGGCUCAAAAAUUUGGAUGGAGUUUUGUCUUCCAGGAUUUUGUCUCUGAGGAGCUGAAAAGCAAAAUCACUCAGAGGAUUGAGUCUGCACCCUGGUGGCUGCCAGUUGAGAAAGCAUUUUGGAGACAGCCAAAUGGACCAAAUUCUACCAUCAAACGGCGUCUAGACUCUCCAGUGGUGCAAGUGAGCUGGAAUGAUGCUCAGGCUUACUGUAAGUGGAAGAAGAAGAGGCUGCCCACCGAACAGGAGUGGGAAAUAGCUGCACGUGGAGGGCUAGAUGGAAGAACGUACCCAUGGGGCAACAAGUUUCUCCAGAAUCGCACCAAUUUGUGGCAGGGGUCUUUCCCAGAAGGAGACACAGCUGAAGAUGGUUAUCAUGGUGUAGCUCCAGUAACUGCAUAUCCUCCACAAAAUAAUUAUGGACUGCAUGAUAUGUUGGGGAAUGUCUGGGAGUGGACGUCUACACCUUUUACAUCUCCUCAGGUCAUGUACGUCCUGCGUGGGGCGUCAUGGAUCGACACGGUCGAUGGUUCAGCCAAUCACAAGGCGCGGGUCACAACCCGAAUGGGAAACACACCAGAUUCAGCGUCAGACAACUUGGGCUUUCGUUGUGCGUCGGACUUCAAGACUAAAAAACAAAGCAAGAGCAAAGGAAAAACAGAGUUGUGAGGACCUAAUGGAUAAAUCAAUGAUUUUGUCAGCAGUCAGACGCUUUAAUAAUGCAUCUCUCCUGUGGAGACCAGAACCAGACAUUGAUUAUGAAAAAUCAUUCCAUUUAACACUGUGAAAAUAAAAAACAGCAUUUUGAAA
Molecule: messenger RNA, 1244 nt
Organism: Tachysurus vachellii
Lineage: Eukaryota; Metazoa; Chordata; Actinopteri; Siluriformes; Bagridae
Gene: sumf2
Product: sulfatase modifying factor 2
Exons: 9
Coding region: 204-1103 (299 amino acids)
Cellular component (GO): endoplasmic reticulum
Source: RefSeq, a predicted model, not a curated record